CUAUUGUUAAAUAGUGACAUUUGCUGGAUAAAGCUUAGUUGACGGCGUUGGAGAUACAGUUUACAAACAUUCACAUCAUACUGGAUGGCAUACUGACCCUUUUUAUAACAUCUGACGUGUAGGCGAUCUUUUAUUUACAAGGUGAAGCAAUCGGCGAGAAAUAAAGAAUGACGUAAACAAGAACAAACGGUAAUCUUCAUGCUAGAAUAUAUCUGUGGACAGCUGUUUCUCCUGACGACUGUCAUCUGAUCAAUCUCAUCAUACGUAUAUAACAAAGACAGCACGUAGUAUUAUCAUCAUUAUGGAGCACAUUUUGUUUCAUUGUUCUUGGGACAUUUCUAUUGCCGACAAUGCUGCCGUACGAGGUCCGCGACGCCUGUGUGCAGACGACUUUAGAGGAAGCAAACAUGACUGGAAUAUUGGACCUACCAUACGAGACAAUGGUCGCCAUAUUCAAACAUCUCGAGCCGGUUGAUGACAUCUUAACGAGACUAGCGCUUGUCUGUCUAAAAUGGCACGAUCUGCUUUAUUGCAGCGGAACUUUGUGGAAAACUAUCAACAUUGACACGACUUACUAUAAGAGCUUGCACUUCCGGUUGGUCGUAGGCAUAUUUCAUUUCUAUGGACACCACGUGCAGAAGCUCGUUUGGCGAGAGAACACGACAGUUUAUGAAUCGAUCUUUUCGUGUCUUCCACGACUUAAAAACUUGAAGGUGUUGAGAAUCCCUGUUUUGUGGACGAACCGAGUUAUUGACGACAUGUGCUUACUUACGGGACUGGAAAAUAUUCAAAUCAACGGUGGUUUUACACUUACGGACGGACACCUGUUUGAAAUCGCGAAGUGUUUGACUAACUUGAAAACAGUUACGCUGAACGCUUGCUGGAGGAUUACGAUUAAUGGAGUCAUUGCCAUUGUGCCAAACCUACAGUUCUUGGAGAAUGUACAUUUGAAAGUCAAUUCCAACCUGCCAUUGACAGACGGAAGAAGCGAGACUGCCAUCCGCAACGGUCUACAUAUCAUGAAAGGCCUUGUGUUCGAGCCCAUAUGUAAUCUCGUUAGCGUUCUGUGCCUGCAUUUCGUUUCCAUGGAAACAGAAGAGUUAUUGGAUGUCGUAAAGAACUUGAAGAAUUUGUUCAAACUCAGUAUAAGUAACUGUGAGCAUUUUCAUGGAAUAAGGCUGGAGUCUGACAGUCUUCAGAAACUAUGCGUGUUCAACAUAUGGAGUACAACAUUCAUCAGCGUGCACUCUCCGAGGUUACGACAAGUGACAAUGGACGCUGGCAUGGAGUCAAUAGAACGCGUGGAAAUCUUCGCCGAAAACUUGCGACGUGCAAUUCUAAAUGGGUCCAAUUCGCUACGAACCUUACAGAUAAAAAGUGAUAAAUUAAUCUUUCUUGAACUUUGUCACUCUGAGCUCAUUGACAAAGGAUGUUUUAGAGAUGUUCUACGAUCAAACAUUAAAAUAAGUCGCUUACGUCUGGGAUGCAUAUCUCAAGAUAGCCUAACUCUUGACGAAAACCUGAUUCCAUGCUUACAAGAACUGUGCUUGUUGAGUGAUUUUUCUUGUGAAGCAUUGCAUAUACGCAGUCCAGCUAUAAGGUUACUUCACACAAAGGUCGAACAUGACAUUAUCACUUUACACCACCUCUACAUAAAAGCAAACCACUUGUGUAAGGUCGCUUUGGUAGGACUUCCAGCGCUGAAAACAGUGACCGUACAGUGUGUUAGUGUUGACUGUAUUGAACUGAAUUUGUGCAGCGACGAUCAGUUGCACAUCGAGUCGUUUGUAGUGCACGCCCUGAACGCAAUUGGAUUUCUACGCCUCUUUGACUGCAGAGUAAAAAUGCUAGUCGUCAGUGCGCAGCUCGCACAAACAAUCGUGCUGUACCGGUGUCAGAUGACUGACUACGUCCUGCAAAUGGCCCUUGGUGGCUGUUCUAACAUCUCGCAUCUUAACCUCGAGAAAUGCACCGAGAUUUGUGACGUAAAUAUUUCAAUGCGACCGUUGCAGUACUUAAACAUGUACGAGUGUACCAGUUUGCAUCGCCUCAGCCUCGACUGUCCUCAGCUGAUUGCCGUGAAUCUUGGUCAGUGCUCGAAUGUGAAGAUGUACUUACGGGGCGUUGAACAGCGCCUGAGUGGCGUGGCGGUUCCCUUCCGCCUGGUUGAGCCUGCCAAACCUAUCCGAUGGAGCCAUAACUUUCCACCUCAAGAAUAUCGGUGCUAACAAUGGCAAAUAGUUUUCAUACAGCGACAUUCCUGGUAACGUUUUGAUUUAUUGUGGUACUAGUAUGUAAUUAUUUGUAUUAAAUUGAGGUUUGUUUUGGAAUCAGAUACAUGAAAUCAGUUAUCAAAAUGGUCAUUUUAAAGGAGGAAAAUAUUACUGAUUAUGUU
Messenger RNA from Mya arenaria, 2395 nucleotides. RefSeq lists its product as uncharacterized. Lineage: Eukaryota; Metazoa; Mollusca; Bivalvia; Myida; Myidae. The transcript is spliced from 2 exons. Bases 351 to 2228 code for a protein of 625 amino acids. Gene Ontology annotation, molecular function: protein binding. The record is from RefSeq and is a predicted model, not a curated record.